Molecule: messenger RNA, 3895 nt
Organism: Sclerotinia trifoliorum
Lineage: Eukaryota; Fungi; Ascomycota; Leotiomycetes; Helotiales; Sclerotiniaceae
Source: the annotation of a GenBank genome assembly
CUAGCUGCAACGAACAAGUCUCUUUUCUACCCAUUCCUCAAUCUCGAAUUCAACACAGCCCGCAAAAAAACAUAACUACAACAACAAUAAACCUACCUACAACCCAUCUACAUCAACAACAUCACCACUCCCCAUUACCACCACUGCCGCCACCACUUUCACUUCCACUACACCACCACCACCACCAUCAUCAUCAUCACCAUCACCAUCACCAUCACCAUCACCUCCUUAACAAUCGCAACUCACCGUCCUUACAACAUAGCAUCGAGCGCGCAAUCAUAAUAGAACCCCCACUCAACCACACAAUACCAUUUGUUUCGAUUCAAUACCCAAUACGAUAGAUACCCCAUACGCAAAUUGCUUUUACUGCACUACAUCUACAUCUACAUCUACAUCUACAUUCAACAUACAUCAUACAUCAAUCAAUCAGCCUCGACGCUACACAAUCACGAAUCAGAGAUUUUCCAAUCAUCCAGGUCUCGAAUUGAAGCAAUAUCUACACCAUCUGGCCAUCCUCGAAUACCAAAGUAGCAAUGACGAAGGAAACUUUAACCUCGGACAAGGUGAAUUAUUUGAUUUGGAAGUACGUGUUUCCUCGUGAUCCGUUCAUUCGGUUUUUUUCUUAUAGGUACGGAAUGAUAUUUGAGAUUACAUUUCGCUAACGGCAAUUAUUGGUAUUGCAUUACAGAUAUUUUUUAGAAUCAGGUAUGUAUAGUUACAAUCAGUGCAGUUACUCAAAGGGAAAAAGAAGAGGACGGGAAAGAAAGAAGAUGAGGAUAUACUCAAUCUCAUUCAUUCUUAUUUUUCUAUUUUCCUUUUUCUUCUACUCCCUCCUCUUCUGCCUUUUUACCUCGGGUAUUGAGCCUGAGGUCACAAAAAUGGUACUCGUAUUUUCAUUGUAUGGAGAAUCAUUGGACUGAUCAAAUUCUUUCUUUCCUUUCUAUUCAGGUUACGAAGAAGCGGCUCGUCACCUUUCCAAAGAGUGGGACGUUAAACAGCCAGAACUAUUACCAUUUGCGCCCCAUGUCGGAAAGCAUGCACUAGUCUCCGUUUUAAACAAAGGUCUUCUUUAUGAUGCAUACAAUAGAGAAGCAUCAAGGGUAUGUGUCUAUUCUACAUUCUAUGUUUCAAAUCCUCGACUCCUGUACGAUUUCUGUCGGAUUUAAUGCAUUUCACAAAUCAUUUGGGUUUUGCGAUGUUUACUUAUUUUUACAUGUUACAUUCAUCUAACCUUACUUCACACUUCACUUCACUACACUUCUUCACUUUACCUCGUUUUUUUUAACUUACUUACUCACUUACUUUCUUCUCAUCAUUCAAUUGAUUGAAAUCGAGAAUUCAAAUGGAACCUUUUAAUUAACAUGCUUCUUCUUUUAGGCAUUUCGACAACACCAAGGAUUACCUCAAAAUGUUUCAGAAUUACCGAUGGGAGUUUUUGGUCCCUUAGAAACAACAAACAGAACCAUACCAAUCAUUGCUUCGCCUCAAGAAGCCCCCAACAAUAAUGAAGACCCAGAAAUUGCCCGAAAACAUCAGUUAGAAGAGGAAUCAAAUUCAAUCCCAAAUGGUCCACCGGGAAAGAAACCUCGACUUACCAAUGGUUACGAAAAUGGAAUUUCAAAUGGAACUUCGAAUGGAAUGUCGAAUGGAAAUGGAAACGGGAAUGGAAGUGUGAAUUAUUACGAAUCAGCUUCAACACCCAUGGAAAUUGAUGGUGAUCAGAAUGGAGAUGGUCAUGCUUAUCCAUCACCAGAGCAAUUACCAUCACCAAUUACCGCCACCAAUGGACCAGAAAAAGGUACUCAAUAUGAUAAAGUUUCAAACCUCAAAACCGAAACGAUAUAUCUAGAUUUAUUGGACGAUAAUGCAUCGAAAUCGACCAUUUUAUAUCGUUGCGAAUGGAAUCCAAGAAUACCUCAUUUCUUGGCUGCGGGAGGUACCGAUUCAUUAGCUCGAAUGUGGGACCUUUCACGUACGGUUACUGAUCAGAGCAAUGGAAGUAAUACUCUUUCUAAUGCUUCAGACAUGAAUGGGAAUGGAAGUUUCCCACCAUGUACUCAUCUUCUCGAACCUCUAGCGCCCCAAACGACAGUUGUUAAUGAGCUUACCUGGUCAUCGGAUGGGAACCAUAUUCUUGUUGCCAGUGAGCAGUCUGAAGGAACAGCAAAUGUUGCUGUUUGGUCUGUCAAGGGUCAACUCUUGCAUACUUCUGCUCCAAUGGAAUCUCCAGUCAUUUCAGUAAGAUGGAAUUUCUCGAAUACAUUAUUUUUGUCGAUCUCUCCAAUUACAGUUACACCAAAUGCUAUUGGGACAGCCGUUACCAUCACUUCAAUGAUGGAUUUUCGAACUAUACAAUAUACAUUACCGUCGGUACCUCUUCUAGAAUACCCAUUAGAGGCUUUGUGGAUGAGUGAUGAAGAUUUCAUCGUGUACGGGGGCGAAUUCCUGGAGAUAUUUCGAAUUACUGAUGGAAUUGUUGAACAUGUAAUGAAACUUGAGCAUCGUGACCAGCAUCGAUUGUCUCAUGCUACUUUCGACAGGGUUUCUAAAUUACUUGCUACUGGUAGUGAAAGUGGUAUGAUUGAUGUAGGUAUCUUCACUGUUGAUUUAAUCGACUACUAAUCUAAUUUCUUUAGAUAUGGGACGAGCAUGGUCGUUCUCGAACAUUCAAUGCGCACACUGGACCAAUUACUUCCCUCGUAUGGCAACCAUUACCUUCUAACAUGGUGAACGAAAACGGUGAAAGAUUGCUAGCUUCAUCGAGUGAAGACGGCGCCAUUAGCAUUUGGAACGCCAUAUCCUCGGAGCCAAAGCAAAAAUGCUCAAUGACGAUCGAUUCAACUAGUAUUUUACAGUUAAAUUCACUUCAGAUGGUGCAUUCAUAGCUGGUGCCACUAGUGAUCGAGUUUUCAUUUGGAAAGUUGACGAUACCUAUAUUCCUCGAGCAACUUGGAAUAGACCACCUGGAAAUGGUUGGCAAACACCACAAUCAAAUGAAUCAAAUGGAGAAGAUGAGUAUGUCCUAAGUUGGGAUGCGAAUGGUCAAAAGUUGGCUUAUGGUUGUAGUAGUGUGGUAUGUAUUCCGUGUGGUCAUUGUCGAAUUAAUGCUAAUGAUUUGUAUAGUUGGCAAUCAUCAACUUCAGUCGAUGAUUCUGUGGCAAGAUCGUCGUGGAAACAAAAAUAAGACAGUCGACUGUUGACAUUUUCCUGCGUCACUUUGAAAGUAACGAGAGAUGAUAAAAAAAAACGUCGAGUAAGACUACUUACUAUUAGCAUGAUGAAGUAGAAGAGAUACUUGUCCUUCACAGAAUGCAGUAGUUGAAAUGGUCAUAGAUAGAUCAUACAUCUCGUCUUAUCUACUACAGUAGAGAAUCACCAAGUCGAAGAUAUGGAGUUGCAGGGAAUAAAUGUAGGAGAGGAGUCUGGAGUUUGGCAAGUAAGGGCAAAAUAAGAAAAGGUGUAUCCGGCAUAGAUUAAUGAUUGGCACAUACACACGGGGCCAUUCGACAUUGGCGGAUAGGUAGUGGAUGGACAGAAGGACGCAUCAUGGUACGAUUGAUGAUUAUAUAUGUAUAUGAUAAAAAUGUUAGAUAAUUGAGGGGGGCGCAUUGAGAUAAGUAAUUUUGAGGUACGGUGGAAUGAUUGGAUAGGAUAAAUUUUUGGGGAAGUGGGAUAAGAUGAGAUGGAAAAAGGAUUGGGGUUGGUGAAGUGCUUAUUUAUAGAUAUAAUGGAUAUAUCUGGGGAGAAUGAAGAUGAGAUAGGAUGGAGAGAUAAGAGUUGGGAGAUGAGAGAGAGGAGAUGGGGCUUCGGACGAUCUUGUCAUAGUUUGUGAAGGUAGGGGAGAGGAGAGAUGGGAGGGAGAGAUGGGAGUGGAGAAAGACUGGAUGGAGAUGGA